This is a messenger RNA of Linum trigynum, 609 nucleotides long. NCBI's taxonomy places the organism in Eukaryota, Viridiplantae, Streptophyta, Magnoliopsida, Malpighiales, Linaceae. The record is from the annotation of a GenBank genome assembly.
AGAUAACAUAAACACGCUUCAGUAGGCAGAGCCAAAUAAAGGAACCCAAAAGCCUUUUCUUUGUCAUCUGCGAUUUCCUCUUCUCUGCCAUUACUCUCCUCCCUCUAACGAAUUCUGCUUCUCACUAGAUGGCAAAGCAAAAGAAACGCCUCCGUUAUCAAAGCCAGAGGGAAGAAUCUGCACCUCGUUCACCUGUGCAGAGCAACUCUCCCUCUCCGCCUCUUGUUUCAGAGAAUCAGGAAGAAGGACAAGGGGACAGGAACACCAAUACUCCUGUUCCUAUCACUGAAACUCCGAGAAUGGAGCAAAGGUCCCCUGUUACUGAAUUCGAAGGAAAACAGAGCAUGUUGAUUCGACUGCUCCACAUUCAGCUGCGGACCUGUCAUCAGAGGGUGGAAGUUUGAAUGGUUAGUUCCAUUGUGUGUUUUUUUUUUUAUUUCGGAUGGCUUACUUCUGUCUUUGCAUUGUAGCUGACUAUAAGUUCUGACCUUGUGAUAGGGACGACCAAAAAAAGAAAAGGAAGAGGACCAGGAAAGGGUGUAAAGCCUGGACACAACCUGUCCCUGGAAUUUCACGAUAACAGGUAUGUAAUAAUGUUCCUUGGAAUUU